Wyeomyia smithii (pitcher-plant mosquito) is the source of this 1587-nucleotide messenger RNA. RefSeq lists its product as uncharacterized. NCBI's taxonomy places the organism in Eukaryota, Metazoa, Arthropoda, Insecta, Diptera, Culicidae. The coding region runs from base 1 to 1587 and encodes 528 amino acids. The transcript has a single exon. The record is from RefSeq and is a predicted model, not a curated record.
AUGUCACGAGUGAAAUUGCCCGAUAUAAAGCUUCCCACAUUUAGCGGCAACUUGAUGCAGUGGAUUACCUUUCGUGAUAGCUUUCGAUCUCUAAUUCAUUAUAACAAAUCGCUCUCUGCAAUUGACAAGUUCACUUACCUGCGUGCUUCGGUCAACGGCGAAGCGCUGCAGGAAAUUCAGACAAUCGAACUUACCGAAGUAAACUACGAUGUAGCGUGGAGUGCUCUAGAAAAACGUUACGAGAAUAAAAAACUGAUUCUUAAAACCCACUUGGAUGCCAUAUUUGCGGCGGAGCCAGUACGUAAGGAAAGUUUUGAGGCGUUGAAUCAGCUACUAGGUACGUUUGAUAAAAAUUUGCAAAUGAUUGAGAAGCUGGGAAUCACUACGAAUGAAUGGUCUAUUCUUUUAGCGUAUAUUCUGAGCUCAAAGUUAGAUUCUGUUAUACUGCGGAAUUGGGAAACACAUUUCAACUCAAGGGAGUUUGUGAGAUACGAAGCUUUAACGGGAUUUCUGCGCGAGCAAUGCUCGGUGUUGCAGUUCAUGACGCCAUCGAAAGCAUCUAAUGCAGAACGUCAUCAAGCAAAAUACGCCUCCGUUCAUUCGGUGUCUGUUGAACCACCCAGCUGUUGCUUCUGUAGUGGACCUCAACAUAAUGUAUUCCAGUGCUCCGGAGUUCGCAAGAUGAGUAGUUCGGAUAGGGUCGCCACGGUGAAGAGAAAUAUGCUCUGUUUUAAUUGUUUAUCCCCUGGUCACAGAGUAAGUAAAUGUUCAAGAGGUUUUUGUUCAGUUUGCAAACGAGAGCAUCAUACACUACUGCAUGAAUAUUAUGCAAGUGCACAACGCCCAAAUACCUCUACAGCUCGUGUUCCGCAAGCGCCGCCGCGACCUCAUCAAGCGAACAUACAGGUGCAACCACCACAAUUGAAGCCACAAAAUCAUUCACAGCCACCUCAAGCCACACAACACUCUACACGCACACUCGCUUCGAGCAGCAACUCACAGCAAUCAAGCUCACAACCCAACACAGAAAACACUGCCACAUGCAAUCAAGCCGUUGCAAUGGUUGCAAAUACCAUACGUUCUACUCGAGAAGUUUUGUUGUCCACCGCGAUUAUAAGAAUCCGCGAUCCGCUUGGCAACACAAUAUUUGCACGUGCUCUACUAGACAGUGCUCCUCAGAGAAAUCUUAUGACAAGGAGAAUAGCACAGAAAUUAAGAUGCAAGCCGAUUUCAGACUAUUUGAGGGUGAAAGGACUCGGAUCAUCUGAGACAACGUCAUCAACUGCUCUGGUAGCAACUAUUUUGGCUCGUUCGUCAGCAAUUUCCGAGUAUACGCAGCCAAUGAAAUUUCAUGUUUUAUCUAAGGUCACAUCAAACAUUCCAUUGAACCCUCUGCAACAGUUGGAGACGCCCAAGGCGAUUAUGCUCGCUGAUCCACAGUUCAAUAUACCCAGUGGUGUGGAUCUUAUAAUUGGAGCAGAAUUUUUCAACGAUUUACUGUGUAAGGGAAGGCAGCGGCUAGGAGAGCAUGGUCCUACAAUCCAAAAUACGUUACUCGGUUGGAUAGUGUCAGGAGCAGAGCUUUGA